Messenger RNA from Babesia bovis T2Bo, 1332 nucleotides. Its product is annotated as GTPase family protein. Lineage: Eukaryota; Apicomplexa; Aconoidasida; Piroplasmida; Babesiidae. The transcript has a single exon. The record is from RefSeq and is a predicted model, not a curated record. Bases 31 to 1302 code for a protein of 423 amino acids. Gene Ontology annotation, molecular function: ATP hydrolysis activity; GTP binding. Gene Ontology annotation, cellular component: cytoplasm.
UAUAUUGAGAUCCAUAGCCAUUGAUACUAAAUGGCGCGGGACUUUGUAAUAGGAUGUGUCGGCAAGCCUUCCUCUGGUAAGUCUACCUUUUUCAAUGCCGUCUGCGUGAAUCCAAACGCAAAAACCGCAGCGCACCCAUUCACUACAAUCGAGCCUAACCACGGAGUGGCGUUCUUUACUACGGAUUGCCCAUGUGUAAAGUAUAACGUCAAAUGUGCGCCAUCCUUCGGAAGUUGCAGGAAUGGCGUCAGAAGAGUACCUGUCAAGCUACUGGAUGUCGCAGGGUUGAUCCCAGGGGCUAACGAGGGCCGUGGCAUCGGGAACAAGUUCCUGGACGACCUGCGCCACGCAGACGUGCUGAUGCAUAUAAUAGACGUCUCCGGGAGAACUAACGAAAAGGGAGAUGCAACAAUAGGAUACGAUCCAUCAGGAGACCACUCAUGGUUAGUAGAAGAAAUUGAACUAUGGAUUUACAAUAACUUGUUACCCAAAUGGACAACAAUGGCAAAGAGGCAUUUAAUGAAGAAGGAUAAUGCAGUAACAACACUCCAUAGCAAAUUGUCAGGAUACAUGGUACCAGAAACCAUGGUCUCACGAGUACUUGACCUCAUGGAAGUGAAGCACUCACAAUUCGUUGACCUACUGGAAUGGGAUGAAAAACAAAUUCGCAAAUUCGUCUCCGUAUUCGUGCAGGAACGGUUCAAAUUCGUAUUGGUACUGAAUAAAAUUGAUUCAGAAGGUGAUACGGAUGGAAACACACUACGGAUAUGCCAACGACACCCAGACGUACCCACAGUAAUGUGCAGUGCACUAGCCAUGUGCUUCCUGCGCAAAAUGCAAUCACAGGGAUAUAUCGACUUCUUCGAAGGUGACAGUGAUUUCUAUAUGCACGGAGAUUCCGAUGAUGACCCUAGGAACGACCGCUUGAAACCACCAGAUGAGAAGCUACGUACCAGACUCAACAAUAUACGUGACCUGGUAUUAUACAGAUUCGGCUCUACAGGGGUAACUUCCGCCCUAAAUGAAGCCACUAAGGCAGCUGGAGUUAUCUGCGUCUACCCCGUGAAGAACCUGAAAACAUUUGGCGACGAUGAGAGCAGCAGCAAGGCAUUCCGAGAAUGCAUCACCGUGAUGCCCGGAACCACAGUACGGGAGUUUGCAAGCAUGCUGCAUUUUGAAAUUGGACGCAACUUCCACAAAGCUGUGGGAGUAUCUGGUAUGCAGCUAGCAGAGGAUAAGGUCCUAACAGAUGAAGAUAACAUCGUUAGCAUCAUAACAAAAGGGACAGUAACACAAACAUAAUGGUGCGAUAGUUAAGCUAGAAUGUUACCG